Heteronotia binoei (common prickly gecko) is the source of this 7061-nucleotide messenger RNA. Its product is annotated as endothelial PAS domain-containing protein 1-like. Lineage: Eukaryota; Metazoa; Chordata; Lepidosauria; Squamata; Gekkonidae. Gene Ontology annotation, biological process: cellular response to hypoxia; regulation of transcription by RNA polymerase II. The coding region runs from base 464 to 3076 and encodes 870 amino acids. Gene Ontology annotation, cellular component: nucleus; cytoplasm; transcription regulator complex. The record is from RefSeq and is a predicted model, not a curated record. The transcript is spliced from 16 exons. Gene Ontology annotation, molecular function: DNA-binding transcription factor activity, RNA polymerase II-specific; protein dimerization activity; RNA polymerase II transcription regulatory region sequence-specific DNA binding.
GCCGAAGCUUGACGUUUUAAACCGAGCCAUUGGCGCGCCGCUGCCUCAGAGUCGCUGGGGGGACAAGCAGGAGCCGCGGCGGCGCUCACGACCACUCUCUCUCCCCUGAGCCGGCUGUACAAUCCUCGGCAGUGUCCUGAGACUGUAUAGUCAGCUCAGGGGUGACUCGGUCGAGAUCGCAGCCCGGGCACUUGGCUGGGGAGGACGCAGAGGGACCUCGCAAGCGGUGGACCUUGUUGGCGGAGAGGCAACCUGUCUAACCAUAGGAAGUGCAGGAGAGAGAGCGAGCGCAGGAGCCCAGCCCAGCCUGCACCUAUCAAAGGUUUCCAGGGACCUUCCCGCCCUCCAGAGCCAGGCCCCCUUGCCUGGGCUUCCUUUGCCCGCACGAGCCCUUUUGCUGCCUAGCCUGGGACCUGACUUAAGCAGCCGCCGGGAGAACAGCAGCAGAGCAGCAGCUUCCAGGAUGACAGCUGAAAAGGAAAAGAAGAGGAGCAGUUCUGAAAGGAGGAAGGAGAAAUCAAGGGAUGCUGCAAGGUGCAGAAGAAGCAAAGAGACUGAAGUAUUCUAUGAACUGGCCCAUGAACUGCCUUUGCCUCACAAUAUUAGUUCACAUCUGGACAAGGCCUCUAUAAUGCGUCUUGCAAUCAGUUUCUUGCGGACACACAAGCUGUUGUCUUCAGUCUGCACUGACACCGAGAAUGAAAUUGAGACAGAUCAGCAAAUGGACAACUUGUAUCUGAAAGCUUUGGAGGGAUUUAUUACUGUGAUCACGCAGGAUGGAGACAUGAUCUUUUUGUCAGAGAACAUAAACAAAUACAUGGGUCUGACACAGGUGGAAUUGACUGGGCACAGCAUUUUUGAUUUCACCCAUCCAUGUGAUCAUGAAGAAAUUCGAGAAAACCUGAGUCUGAAAAACGGCCCAGGCUUUGGGAAAAAAAAUAAAGAGAUGUCUAUGGAACGUGAUUUCUUUAUGAGAAUGAAAUGCACAGUUACCAACAGGGGUAGAACAGUCAAUCUGAAAUCUGCCACAUGGAAGGUUUUGCACUGCACUGGGCAAAUGAAGGUCUAUAACACAUGCCCUCCACAUGCCCUGUGUGGCUAUAAGGAGCCUCUCUUAUCCUGCCUCAUAUUAAUGUGUGAGCCUAUUCAACACCCUUCCAACACCGAUAUUCCACUGGAUAGCAAGACGUUCCUGAGCCGUCAUAGCAUGGACAUGAAAUUCACCUACUGUGAUGACAGAAUAACUGAAUUGGUUGGAUACCAUCCUGAGGAGCUGCUGGGCCGUUCUGCAUAUGAAUUCUAUCAUGCAUUGGAUUCUGAGAAUAUGACCAAAAGUCAUCAGAAUUUGUGUGCCAAAGGCCAAGUGAUCACUGGACAGUAUCGCAUGCUUGCCAAACAUGGUGGUUAUGUCUGGCUGGAGACCCAAGGAACAGUUAUCUACAACACACGCAACUUGCAGCCUCAGUGCAUCAUCUGUGUCAACUAUGUUCUGAGUGAAAUUGAGAACAACGAUAUUGUGUUCUCCAUGGAUCAGACAGAAUCACUGUUUAAGCCUCGCAUGAUGGCAGUGAAUCCAAGCAUGUUUGACAGUGGUGACCCAGUAAUGGAUAAGAGUGAUUUCUUGUUCACCAAGCUGAAAGAAGAACCAGAGGAACUGGCCCAGUUGGCACCAACACCAGGCGAUGCUAUCAUAUCCCUUGACUUUGGGACACAAAAGUUUGAGGAUAUCUCUACCUACAACAAAACUGUGAUGACCCCAAACAAGCCAUGGCCUCCAGAAGCCAAGAGCCAACCUCCACAGGCUGAAAACCUGAGCGUGCCAUCAUUUACACUGCCCCAGGCGGCCCCCGGCAGCAGCACUCCCAGUGCAAGCAGCAACAGCAGUUGUUCCACCCCCAGUAGCCCUGGAGACUAUUACACUUCAUUGGAUGAAGACCUGAAGAUUGAGAUGAUUGAGAAACUUUUUGCCAUGGACACAGAUGCCAAAAAUCAAUGCAAUUCACAGACUGACUUCAAUGAGCUGGACCUUGAAACCUUAGCUCCUUACAUUCCCAUGGAUGGAGAAGAUUUCCAGCUCAGUCCUAUCUGCCAAGAAGAACGUCCUCUUGCAGAAAGCACCCAGCUCACACAGCAGAGUCUAAGUAACAUGAGCAGCCUCUUUCAGCCCCUUGCUCCUCCCUCACAAAACCAGUUCCUUCCAGAAAAAUACUGCCAGCAGAUGUCUAGCAAAAACAUGAACACUGGCCAGGAAACGGGACCAUCAGGGUUUUUCCACCAUGGGAGCCAGUCAUCAUCAUUGCUGUCCUACUAUGCACAAGCCAGCACUCCACUGUCUUCAAUGGGUGGAAGACCAAAUACUCAGUGGCCACCUGACCCUCCAUUACAGCACAUCCCUACAAAAUGGAGGGUAGUGGGCAACAAGUGCAAUGGGCCCCUCACCAGCUCUUCAUCAGGACCACCACUACAUUUGCCUAACAUGGACUCAUAUAAGAAAAGAUCACUGGAGAGCUUUGGACAACGGGACAUAGAUAUAAACACUUCGCGGAUGGCUCUUGCCAACAGCUUGAAGCUGAAGCGACAGCUGGACUACGAGGAGCAAACAUUUCAGCAUCCCAUUGCGACACAGGGAGACACCUCUGGCAUCAACCCAACUCACCUAAUGUGGAAAAGGAUGAAAAUUCUCAAAGGUGAAAACUGUGCAUUACUCACAGAGAGGAAGUCACUCAGCACAAGUGUCCUUAAUGAUGAGUUUCUUUGUAAUCCACAAAGAGGUUCGGGCCAGCUAUUAAACAUGGCACAACGGCAGCCGCAGCUGCCCCCCUCCUCUGGGAACCCUGCUGAUCAUCCUAAAGCUGCAUUCUCCCCCCACUUCUACAGUUCCCCUUAUCAGGACUUCCGAGUGCCACAAGCUCAUAGGAUGUCAGGAGUAACGAGUUGCCUACUUGGCCCAUCGUUUGAACCUUAUUUGUUGCCAGAAUUGACCAGGUAUGACUGUGAGGUUAACGUCCCAGUGCUGGGCAGCUCAACACUUCUGCAGGGGAGUGAAUUGCUGCGAGCUCUUGACCAGGCAACCUGAGCCUACUCUGCAGGCUUCCCAGGCCUGUAACUGCUCCAAACAGCUUCAGUUUUUAAAUCUAUUUUUGCAAGUAGAUAAUUUCUAAUAUUGAUUACACUGUUACAAGAUUUUACUUACCUAUUGAACUUGUCAUAUUACCAAAUAGUGGCCUUUUUGUGAAGUUACUCACUUUUUGUGUUUGUAUUAAAAGAAAUAUGCAUCUACUGUAUUUUUCCUUCUAUUUCGAUAAAAUGUUCUUUAGAAAGUUUAUAUUAUAUAAUUCCCCUUCACCGUAUGUAAUUUAUAUGUUCUAAAACUUCCUCGAUAUUCAUUCUAAUUAUAAAAAAGGAUGUGGUGUGCUAAUGCCUGUAUGUAAUACUUUGGCUUCAUUAUUGCAAAGACUUUAUUUUUAUUGCCAAAGAUAAAGGGGGGGGAAUCUUUUCCCUAGUCACAGUCAGCACUAGCUUAUUCAAAUAAAAUACUUACUGCUUGUCCUUAGAUAUUUUACAUGCUGCCUUUUCCAGCAGAAAAAAACACUGCAACUUUUGAUCUCUUAAUAGCUAAAAAAGCAAGAGAUAAAACACUCUGAAUUCCCCCACAUGUACAUAUUCAUAAUAUGCAACUUGCCAAGAGCUAACCACAGUGCUGGAGCCCUGCACAACUAGCAGGUUACAGGGGUUUUCCUAAUAAUUGCUUGACAAAUAUAAAACCUCAUUUGUAUCAGGAUGGGGGGGAGAGGGAGCUCAGCUGCACAAGCAAUCUGAGCAGUAGCUUCACUCAGCCAUAUUUCAAUAUCUGAUAAUGAGUUUUGGGAACUUAGCAUCUAAGGAUGUACCACUUGAAUCAUAAAGUGCAGCUAUUUGGGUUAGAAAUUUUCUUGGGCUGGCUAUGAUUUGAGGACUGAGGGUUAUUUUUGCCUAAGUAACUGCCAUGGGUUUUAGAAUACCAAGGUGCCUUCCCCGCCAGAAUCUACCCAGCUCCCAGAACAAACUCAUCAUGAUCUUAAUUAUUCAGGUGGGAGAUGGGUGCUGCAAUCUUAGAUUUUUCAGAACAUGGUAGUGUGAAGAAUUUCCAAACGGCAGAACUCCUGCUUCCAGUCUCUUUGAGAUCAGGAUUGAGUAAACUCUCUGAGUAAAUUGGGAGUUUGGGAAUAUGCAUCAGAGUUUGGGGGUAAAGGAGAUAACAGGAAUCUGGAUUGUUAGAGAGAUGUUUUCAAUCUCUGGUUUUUAAUCCUCCAGUUUUUUAUAUGAAACAUAAUUGAGUCUUUGAUAUUUUUCUCUGGGCUAAAUAUUUAUCAUAUAUUGGUACUUUGUUAUACCUAGAUUUGGAACCAUGAACCCUUUUUUAGGUGUUAUUUUGCUUAGAUCUGGUAGAGUUUUGUUGUUGUUCUGCUGCUGCUGAUGUUGCAGGGCUUGUCCAAAGGCUAUUGCUAACACUGCUAAUUGCUAGUUAAGGAGGGGGGGGGUAUUUGUUUGCAGCUAGUUCGCCUCCUCCUCUGCAAUAAUGGAUUUGCUGAGAAAUAUGACUUUAAAUGUAUUUGCUUGCCUAUAUAUUACCAUGUUACUUGUAGGGAAAUCAAAUAUUAUGGACUUUGGAGUGGCUGAGUGAGAGUGCUGUGUGCUGUCUGUAUAGCUUGACUUUUAAUUGUCGAUAGCCUUUCAGGUGCAGAAUAAACUUGCAGUCGGUCCUCAAAAAGCCGACCUGACACUUUGAGAGAUGCCAUAAAACAAUGUUGGUGCUCAGGAAUUUAUUUAAAUGGAAAGAUUAUAUUUCAUUCCCCUGUAAUCCCCAUUGCCUUGGUUGGAUAAGUAGGCACACACUGCACUCAAUCUAGCAAUAACAUACACUCAAGGAACCAAGGGGUUCAGAGGGGGGUUUUUUAAUGAUUUAUUACAGCCUAAAGUUUAAGCAAUAGGAUUGAGGUUAUGAGGGCCAAGGGCAAAUUUAGAGCCAUUUUUAAAAACCAAGAUUAUAUCAGACCAUGCCCAUCUGCCAAUAUAAUUGCUCGAUGUAAAUUAAUGUAGCUGUAUAAAAGAUAGUGGGCUCAUUGAAACUAGAGCAGUCUUUGUUAGCUCAUGCAGAUCAUGGCUGCAGCCAGAGAACACCUCACCUGAGUCACAAAUAACCUGGCCCUAUAAUUUACAGCUCAACAUACUCUCUGAGUGGGUUCUCACACUGGAAUUUCUCUAGAUUAUAGAACUUAGACCUUUAUAGAAUUUAGACCUUUGUAAAGCUGUGCCAAAGCUCUGUAUUGAUCUUCAGUGAAUGUAUGGAGCUCCAGCAAAGAUGGGCUUCCCCCUUCAUGGUGCAGCUUUGCUGUUAGCAAACAUGCAGUUGUCUCUGGCACUGAAAUGUGAAGUGAGAUUCCUGUAGGCUGUAGAUCUCCAUGAGUGUGCUGAAGUUCCUGCACCAUAAGGGACUUCUGGCAAUGGUUGUAUGAGUGAAUCCUUUUGUUUCAGUUCACUUUUUCAUGAAGCUAAAUUCCAUUGAAGGGCCACUUUUGACAUAAUGUGCACAAUCCAGAGCAGUGCUAAACCCCUUUCCCUUUGAAAUCUGAUGGAAAUAAAACUGUUUAAUUUAGAACAAGCUGUGUUCAAUAGAUGGACAUUCUUCCUUCAUCAAGAGGGACUUAUGAAAUUUCUUCUGUAGGCAAAUAUCUGUGAGCAAAAAUGCUUGAGAAUCCAGCCUGCUUGGGGAACCUUUCCUUCAGAGUCCAUCUAGAUGUUUUCAUUUUUAAUUUAUUUUUCCCCAUGAGCAUUCCUCUGUGGAGGCAAAACUAUACAUCAGAACUGACAUGAAGUUUGCAUUCUGGAAGCAAUUUUUCCAUCCCUGCUCCCUGUCCUGGUGCAGAAUCUUUGGAGCUCAAAGCUUGCAUCAAAAUGUGCUGCUCAUUCUGGCAUUAGAUAGUAGCAGCCCUAUGUGGGUCACAGAAAUUGCCCCAGCAAAUAGUCCUGCAAGAGACGUAAGUUGCAUGACAAGUAAACCUCUUGGGUUCAUCCCCUGUGGUCUUUGCCAGUACUCUGGAGAUCCAUGUCAACAGGGGAAAUCCCCCACGGGCUGAAGGCAGGCCCUCUCAGAAUCCCUGCUCAUGCAAGACUGAUUGGGUCCUUUGCUAGGGCUUGUGCUAACUCAGUGUCUGUCUGUGCCAGUAUUAUGCAAAGUUCAAGAUACUACUUUUAAAAUCAGGAAGCACUGCAUUGACUGAGCACUUUCAAGUGUACUAUGUUUCAGCAAUUUAUUCAGACAAUGAUGGGGUGGGAGGGAUGCAACUGGUUUUCUGUCAUUUUUCAAUAAAGGUUUAAGACCUAUGUUAAAGGCAGAAGUUAUGAAAAAAAGCACACGAUCCUUCCAGUGCUAAACACUUUUAAGCCCUGUUGUCUUAAAGCAAUGCCUCUCACAAGUAACAGACUAUGGCUGUGAUUGGCUGUUGUGUGUUGAUUAUUCCAUCAGAGGCAAAUCCACAUUUGCUUCUGAGAAAUAAGUGGAAUUGGGCCUUUAUUGUGUUUAACUUUUGAAUGCAUCAUGCCUUGAGUUAUUGUAGGAAGUCAAGUUAUAGCUAAGCUUCAGAAAGGAGCAUCAAGUAAUAUGGGCAACAUGAGGUUACCCACCUCACCUAGCUCACUCUAAAAUAUAAUCCCACUGGUUUAAUGUGGAGAAUCUGGAGUAAGCUGUUCAAAGCUUGUGGCUGUAGCUAAGGGGAUUUGACAAAGCUGUUGUGGUAAUGACUUGUGUGCUUGGAGGGUUGACACUUUAUUUACUUUUUGUUUCUGUAUACUUUAAGCAUUAAAAAUAUUUGUACCCUAACCAUUUACUAAACACAUGGGGGGAGGGGGAUUAAGAAAAAAAACCCAUGCUUAAAAUAUUAACCAUACCUAUUGUUAUAAUUAUUUUGUGCUCAUUAUAUUGUUGGAUUUCUUAUUGAUAAUAUUGUAACCAUAUGGGAACUUUUAACUUGAGAAGGAAAUGUAUUUUGACACUGAUACCUUAUUAAAGUAUACUGAUCCUA